AUAUAAAAGUUAAUUAAAGUUUGAUAGGAGAUACAGCGAAAGAGAGGAAAUGGAAGGGAAAAGAUUGUUUGUGAGGUUCCAAUUGUUAUUGGCAUUUGUUGUGAUACUUAGUUUUUACGUUGGAAAUGCAGAUGCUGCAACGGGGCUGCAGCCACCGGUGAAGCUUCGCUGGCAUUAUUACAGGAAAACAUGUCGUUAUGCAGAAGAGUAUGUCAGGCACCAAGUAGAGGUUUACUGGGGCAAGGAUAAUUCCCUCACAGCCAAGCUGAUGCGUUUGCUUUACUCAGAUUGCUUCGUAAAUGGGUGUGAUGCAUCGGUUCUGCUGGAUGGACCAUAUUCAGAGAAGACUGCACCGCAGAACAGAGGGCUUGAAGGGUUCGUUGUCAUUGACAAGAUCAAAGAGGUUCUUGAAAAACGCUGUCCGGGUGUCGUCUCUUGCGCCGAUGUCCUCAACCUUGCCACCAGAGAUGCCGUUCACUUGUCUGGUGGACCAUCCUAUCCAGUAUUUACUGGGCGACGAGAUGGCAGGUCAUCCAGCGCCGCCUCUGUGGAUCUACCGCCGCCCUCCAUCUCAUUGGAACAAGGACUAGCGUAUUUCAAAUCAAAGGGGCUGGACGAAGUGGAUUUUGUAACCCUUAUCGGGGGUGGACAUUGCGUGGGGCAAACUCAUUGCAGUUACAUAGAGGAUAGGCUAUACAAUUCCAGUAACUCCGGUAAGCCGGACCCAACCAUGAAAAAGUCAUUGUUAGACAAUCUAAGAAAGGAGUGUCCACCGAGCACAAGAAAGGAUCAAAGCGAUCCAUUGGUAUAUCUAAACCCAGAAUCUAAAAACGGUUAUAAACUCAGCACUUCCUGCUUCUCCAGAGUGCUGAAUUAUGAUGCUGUCCUCGGAGUUGAUCAGCAGCUACCCUACAGCAAUGAUACGUUGCAGAUUGUUCAGGAGUUUGCUGCUGGUUUUGAAGACUUCAGAAAAUCACUUGCUCUGUCAAUGAGUCGGAUGGGAGAAAUCGGUGUUCUAACCGGCAAGGAUGGAGAGAUUCGCAAGAAGUGUGGAUCCAUAAAUUAGGACAAUCCCAAAAAACACUGGAAUGGAUU
Messenger RNA from Rubroshorea leprosula, 1095 nucleotides. The record is from the annotation of a GenBank genome assembly. Lineage: Eukaryota; Viridiplantae; Streptophyta; Magnoliopsida; Malvales; Dipterocarpaceae.